AUGUCUGGUUCUACACCAAGCUCAACAGAUGACGACCUACUCGUCCGCCUCAACGCGCUCAAGAAAUCCAGCGUAAGCCUCGAGACGACCUACAACCCCUCAGAGGCUUUCUCAACUUCUCCAACGCCCACAGACGACCUCGCAGCCCGCUUUGCGCGCCUAGGCUCGGCAUCAGCCUCGAGCUCUCCGCAGCCCUCGCGAACAGCAUCCGCCGCACCGAUCGUAGCGCCAGGUGCUCCGAGCUAUCUAGAGGGCAUAGCAGACGGUAUCGGAGGUGGGAAUGUGGAGUUCAAUGAAGAGGACGAGAAGAGCCUUGAAGAUUUGCUCGCAGAGCUGAAUGGCGCUGUAGGCGAGAAGAAGGACUGGGAUGUCUCGAAGAAGGAGCAAGAAGAUGUUGGGAAGCUUCUGAAGGAUAUGAGAAGAAUAUUGCCUGAAGUAGUGAACACUAGGACCCCAAAUCCAAAUAAUAGAACUGGGCAAAGCGGUCCAGGCCAACAAGAGGGGCUCACGGAUUGGGAGAAUAUUGAAGUCAGCGUUGGGAGUGGAGGUGUGGACGUAGGUCGAGAGGACACAGCAGAUCAAGGCGAAGAUGAAGAUGAUGGCCAAAAGAAGACCGAGGAAGACGAAGCAGAUGAUGUGAUUGCAAGGGUCAUGGCGGAGCUCGAGAUAAGCAAGAAAUAUGACACUCCCUCUCCUCCACCACCACCAGAAGACUAUGACUCAGACUCGGGUGAUCAGAAGAAUAAGACAGAAGGGAAUUCUACAGGAGAAGGCUUCACGCUUCCGUCUGCACCAACCUCACUCCCGGAAGACGACUUCGACCGCUCACAAGCCAUUGAGGAUGCGUUUACAGCACGUUUAGCCGCGCUCUCCGCUCCAUCACCAUCGCAAACGGACUCCCUAGGUCUUCCGUCUGCCCCAUCCUUCUCACCGCAGAAGAAGCCACCUGUCUCGUCUAACCUACAAGCGCGUAUUGACGACGAGGUCGAUACAUGGUGUGUAAUCUGCCAAGAUGAUGCCACCUUGAGGUGUCUGGGCUGUGAUAGCGAUCUAUAUUGUCAGAAUUGCUGGAUGGAGGGGCAUCGUGGCGAGUCUGCUGGGUUCGAAGAAAGGAGACAUAAGGCGGUGCUCUAUUCAAAAAAGAAAAAGCAGGCUGCCACAUAA
Molecule: messenger RNA, 1164 nt
Organism: Cucurbitaria berberidis CBS 394.84
Lineage: Eukaryota; Fungi; Ascomycota; Dothideomycetes; Pleosporales; Cucurbitariaceae
Exons: 1
Coding region: 1-1164 (387 amino acids)
Source: RefSeq, a predicted model, not a curated record